AUGGACCAGGCCACCACUGCCGAUUACCUUGUGGUUGGCGCCGGGGCCAUGGGGAUGGCUUUCGUCGACACACUUCUCACCGAGAGCAGUAGGAAAACAAUCGUCAUGGUCGAUCGUUAUGCUCGUCCUGGCGGCCACUGGACGACUGCUUAUCAGUUUGUCCGGCUACAUCAACCAGCUGCUGCUUACGGCGUGAACUCGACGCGGCUCGAACACGACGGGAUCGAGGAGUUCGGCUGGAACAAGGGCCUCGCUGACUGCUCAUCUCGCGACGACGUUUGUGCCUACUUCGAGAGGGUCAUGAAGAAGACAUUCCUGGCGUCAGGACGUGUACAAUACUUCCCCAAGUGCGAUUACAUCGGCGAAGGCAGGUUUCGCUCCAUCCUGACAGGGAAAACGUACCGUGUCACGGCGAAUGACACAGAGUGUUGCGUUGUGGAUGCAACUUAUAGCCAAACUGUUGUUCCAUCAAUGCGACCGCCUCCCUAUGACGUCUCCAGCCAGGUCGACAUCGUAGCGCCCAAUGAUCUUUCUGGUGUCGCCCGUGGAUACGAAGCCUAUACUGUUGUCGGAGGCGGAAAGACAAGCAUGGACGCUUGCCUGUGGCUCCUUGAGAAUGGUAUCAACGCCUCUCAAAUCACCUGGAUCAGACCACGCGAUUCAUACCUCUUGGACCGUGCUACAUUUCAGCCCGGUUCUCAGUUUUCUGCCCAAGUCCAAGCCUUUGUCAAAAGUACGGGUGAAUCAAUUAUGGCCGCCUCGUCGGUGGGAGAUUUUCUCCGACGUCAGGUGGCCAAAGAACUCCUCCUUCAGCUCGAUGACAAGGUGGUCCCCACCAUGUUUCAUUGCGCCACAGUGUCACGUCUUGAGUUUGACGCGCUCAGGGAGAUCAAAUCUGUUGUCCGUAAAGGCCAUGUUACCAGUAUCACAAGGGAAGAAGUGACCCUAGAGCAUGGUAGCUACAAACCCAUCCCGGACACACUCUAUGUUGACUGCUCUGCUACAGCGGUUCCCAAACUCGCCCCCGUGACCAUUUUCCGAAAGAACAACAUCACACUUCAGCCCGUCCAACAGUGCCAGCAGGUUUUCAGUGCAGCAAUGAUUGCUCACGUUGAGGCAACCUACGGAGAAGAAGAAAGGCUCAAGAACGAGCUUUGCCGACCAGUCCCCAUACCCAACGAGCCGAUGGGUUACCCUCUCGCCAUGCUCCAGUCUAAUUUGAACGCAAUGCGCUGGCUCAAACAGCCCCGAACCGCUUCUUGGUUGGAAACUUGCCGCCUGGAGACAUUCAAGCGCCCUGUCCCGGACGAUCCCGGGUUGAAAAUGGCCCAUAACAAACGAAGGGUAGCAACUUUGGACGCCACAUGCAAGAAACUUCUACACCUUAUUGACAGUUCACCUGAGGAAGAUGCAGCGAAGAUGCACGCGCAGCUUAAAGGCUUUUCUCUUCCCAAGUCCGCAACUGCACGACUGUAG
Molecule: messenger RNA, 1476 nt
Organism: Exophiala spinifera
Lineage: Eukaryota; Fungi; Ascomycota; Eurotiomycetes; Chaetothyriales; Herpotrichiellaceae
Exons: 1
Coding region: 1-1476 (491 amino acids)
Source: RefSeq, a predicted model, not a curated record